AUGAGAGCAGCCGCGGGUGGGAAACAGUGUUGUCCUAUUUCAGUGCUUUGUUACUGGGCUAUCAAGUCGGAUGCUGUUAAAGAGCCUCCAUCAUCAGUCUGGACGGACCUGGGAGGAGGGGCGGAGGAGCGUGCGGCUUUGGAGGCGCGGAUUACGUCGCUUCGCGGAUUCGCUAAAGGUUGGCAUCCAAGAGUAUGCCGGGACGAUGCGGGAGUGCGUGCAUUGAUGUUACAACUCAUGCCUGUAUCUCACUGGGCGGCUGCCUUGGCUACGUUAGGUCGGUUACAGUUGAAUGGGUGUCCUAUAUUCGAAUUGGAGGCUGCGGCUACGUUGUUGUUGCACAUGCACACACCCGUGCACUUAGUGCUUGCUGCGGAGGCCUUACAGGCUGCGCGUGCGGAGAUGAAUGAAGCUUUCUGGGUCGCAGAUAACCCCGCCGGUCGACUCGAGAAGUGGCUUACGGCCUGCUUCCUGCAACACGCGGGCGAGUUAGGUAGCCAGUGCCAGGCGGCAAAUCCCGCCGACCCUCCUGAACUUCUCGGGACUGAGUACCAACCACGACUCCGACGCGCCCUGGACGUAAUGGUCUACGCCACACUCGGCUCCCGACACUUCGGCCCCGAACUCCAGUGCGUGCGGGAACACACACCGCCCUUCCACACACAUUCGCCCAUGUCCGCCCCAGGUGUCGGCUCCUCCGGGCUCUUUGCUUCCGCUCUCCUACGACCACUCAGCGCCACGGAAUACGCACGCAUGACGCAAGUCACCCUGCGACCAUGCUUCUUCACCGACUGGGUUACCCGUAUAGAACACCUAUUACCACUUGAUCACUUUCUCCACGACCAAGCCAAGGCAGCCCACGAGCUCUAUACGCUCUUCACGCCAAAGGAACGCGCCGACCUACGCGCCCUGCCCACCCAGCUGGCUGACCAGGAGCGGCAGGCGCUGCUUGACGACACCAGGCACCACCUCCUGACCACCCCCGGCCUGGUCGAUGACCCGAUGCGGUUGGUGGAAGAGACGGGGUUGGCGACCUGCAGCUGUAAAUAUCUGCGACUGGCGGAGGUGUUCUGUCGGUUCUUCUACCUGCCGUUUGGGAGCGUGACUGCCAGAGUCCAUGCGGCCCUACAGCAGGCCGCCCUCGGGCCUCUGCCGUGGGUUCGGGGCGCCGUAAGGCGGCUGGACCACGUGGACAUCUGGCUGACGGCGUGCCUGCUUGAACGCUCGCGUGUGGACCCGACGAAACUGAGGGAGUUCUGUCACACACACUUUAGCACACACGGACUGCCGGGGCACGCGGACGCAGACGAAGACAAUGAAGUGGACUCGUUUGGCGCCUACCUCAACCGUCGCUGGCACGUCCGCUGGCCACGUGCAGCACUCCCACUAGAGCCCUACGAUGGGCCCCACCGUCGCCUCCGAAGAAGCCAAAAUCGGCGCUGGAGUAUCGCCAUCCGACACCACCAGGACAAGACGCGGGCACAAGGGGAUAGGCACCACCUGCCGGACGAGGCGCCGCCUGACGAGGCGCUAUCGGACGAGGCGAUGCCGCAAGAGACGCCGACAGCAGUGCCGCCGGUUAAGAUGCGGAGGAUGCAAUAG
Gregarina niphandrodes is the source of this 1602-nucleotide messenger RNA. RefSeq lists its product as hypothetical. NCBI's taxonomy places the organism in Eukaryota, Apicomplexa, Conoidasida, Eugregarinorida, Gregarinidae. The transcript has a single exon. The record is from RefSeq and is a predicted model, not a curated record. Bases 1 to 1602 code for a protein of 533 amino acids.